This is a messenger RNA of Notodromas monacha, 8359 nucleotides long. The record is from the annotation of a GenBank genome assembly. Lineage: Eukaryota; Metazoa; Arthropoda; Ostracoda; Podocopida; Cyprididae.
AUGAACGUAUUUUCUCUGAAAAAACCCCAGGAAGACAAAUCAAAGUCGAUUCUAAAGGCUUUGGACACCAAAAAGAACCUCUCGACACGCUUGAAGCAUUUGAAGUACUCCUUAGGUAAUCUCUUCUGUCACUCGGAAGCGAACUUCAAACUGAAGGAUAAAAGUGCGUCUUCCGAAGAAACGAGGCGUAUUUCUUAUCUUAUUCGAACCAUUUUCGUUCCAGUUCCCCGGCAACAUAAGGAAGAGUUCGAAGUGGUUCUACUGCUAUUGGAAAAGUUGUUAUGUUUCAUGCCGGAGAUGAUUCAGAGCCAAUGGCAGAUGAAAAAGCUAGAUUCAGUGCUCUCAAGGUUGUUGCAUCCGGGAAAUGUGAUGCGUUUACGAAAGGAAGCCAUCAGACUUUUCAUACUCUAUUAUCAAGUUCUCGGAGAUUCAGCUGAGGAAGUUCAUCAUGCCACGUUUGCGACUUUGAUACCUGGUUUUUCGUAUCAGAGCCCCUUCGGCAUUAAUAUCAGCCCCCUGACGCAACCUAUUUCAGCUUUAAUGGCUUGCAGUGACCUGCAACCAGUUUUGCCAUCACAGUCUGCGGAGUCUCAAGCUGUAGAUACGGUGCCCUUGCUGUUGGAGUUCGUCCUGCAUUUCAUGGUUUCAGAGAUGACGAAAGUGAUGUGGAAGGAAAAUCGUGAUACUCAUUGGUGGGAGUCAUUCAACUUCGUUUUUGAUCAAUUCAAAAAAACGUACCUGAUGAAAAUAUUUCCUACUUUCUCAACUGCCUGCGAUAUAUACAAUCCGAGCAAUGAUAUUCCAGAGCCACGGCAACUGUGGAACAGCAAUAGAACAAGACAUGAUCCCUAUGGAACAGAGAAUGGGGAUCAUUUGGGUGAAUACUUGGAGCAGCUGCAAGUUCACAUAAUCAAGUGGAUCGCGAACUACGUUGCUCCGUUGGAAAACGUGAACGAUCUUAUCCCACCGGGUUCCAUAACUUCUGGUAGCUCUGCUUCACACGCUGGGAGAGGUAUGCGUCUUGUGGGUGAUGGGUUCGGACAAGGUAGGGAGAGCAUGGCCAUGGAAGAUUCGGAGCAUGGUCAAGUAUUGCAGAUGAGGGCUCCAGAGGAACAUCGAAGCUGGAGUCACUUAAUUGUGCGGGAAACGUUGUAUUCUUCUCGUGACAACGUGAACCUUGUGCACGAGAUCUUCCGUCAGGCGUUUUUGCUAUCGCCCGUACACGUUGCUGCCGUACGCGUCGUUGUUUCAAUAUAUCGCGAUUGGAUAACGCGAUUUGACAAUCCGCCUUUUAUCCUGGAGCCUGUUGUUAGUGACAGAGCUUCUCGUCAAAGUCGGCUUGAAUUGGAGCAACAGUCAGGUGGCCGUCUUCGAACAAAUUCUUAUGUUGCAGCCUUGACCCAGGAUUUUACUGAUAUUCGAGCUGGUUUGCAGAAUACUCUUCAAGUUUUUUUGACGCACUCUUCGGCGGUUUUUAUGACCGAAUUACCGGAUGAAAUCACUGGGGAUCUUCUGGAAGACCAGGUUGAUGUCUGUAAAAGAGUUCUCAACAUCUACCGAUAUACUGUUAUGAACACCGUUAUGUCGUCUCAAACUUGGGAGCAAUUUCUGCUGAUACUUCUUCAAAUUGUUUCUACGUGCUUACGGGAACGACCACCUCAGUUUAGAAAGGAGACGUUAGGAGGGCGUCUUGCUGCUCCUCUUUUUCAGACUUUGAUCGUUACGUGGAUUCGGGCGAGUUUGCACGUGGCGGUAUCCUCGGAAUUAUGGGAUCAGUUACUGCAUAUCUUAUCAUCAUUGGUGGAGUGGGAAGAACUGAUAGUUGAAUGGGGGAAAACAAUGGAAACCUUGACGCGAGUGAUGGCGCGGUAUGUGUACGGCUUGGAUCUUGGUGAUCUUCCAUUGGAUAGAAUGACGGCAAUGACCACCAGGAAACGAAUCAUAAGAAGAGGGCAGACCUCGAAAUCUUUCAAAUCGAGUGGCGGUGGCCAGCAGGCGAAUUCUCGGCCAUCAGUUCCAAAUCCUGUCCCAACUUCCUAUGCAACGCGUGUAAAUGCCAGACGAACCAGUUUGGGUGAUAACAGCAGCGGUGACCAGCACAAACAUGUUGCAUCUGGCACAAGCUCAACUCAGUUCAACGUUCACGGCGUUAAUGGAGGAAAUCAUCACCAUCGUCAGUCAUCUUCCCGUGGGGGACAGUCGUCACAUGGAUAUCUUCCCGUGAAGGACCUGCAGAAAAUUAAACGGAGUUACAGUGAAUCCAAUAUCAUCUACCGGCUUAGCUGUGGAGACCCUCAUGAUUGGUGUUUGAUGCCGAUGCCAUUGUUGGACAAAAAAUCUCGCUCCGCUGAAUCCUUUCGUAUUUGUGACAACCCUAGCAGUGUUGGAUACGAAGAAACUAUCACAAGCAGGACAUUGUCUCCAUCUCCGUCAUCCGGUGUCGAUUCUGCAUCAUUGAAAGAGACCCUGCAGUUGGAUAUUUAUGGCCGCGGUGAUGAUGCUGCGAGUGAAUGUGGAGAGGAUGGAUUAAGUUACGGAUCUUCAGGAGCACAAUGUAUGAUGUCGGCCUGUUCCGAGUCACGUUCUGUGAUGGCGGGUGGCACGAUUUCUGGGUGGACCCCCGACUCCACUAUGAUGCUAUGGAAAAGAAUGUUGGGUUGUAUGGGCAAUGUAACUAUGAUCCCUGUCCCUAACUUACUCCACAGAGUUUUUGUGACUCUGGUGGAAACGGUGGACACAUUAGUGAAGAUGAGGGAAAAUCUCGGGGUUUCGGAAGAUAAGCAGUCGACCCCUCCACCGCCUCCCUUGGUUCCCCCAUUGCUCCUCGUAACCCCGUGGUGUAUUCAGGCCAUCGACUUGGAAGAAAUAAAAUACCGCCCAGCAAGAAUCUUGUCUUAUGAAAUAUUGUGCAAAACCGUUAUCCGCCGGCCAGAUGUGCUUCCUAUACCUCGGGACGUUUUGAUCCAUUUUUAUAGAGUAAUGCACCUGGGACUCGUUGGGAAAGAAGAGGUGAUUUUUUAUUUUUCAUUCAAAGAUAUUAUCAAUCAAAUCGUGAAGCAAUGCGGAGCGUGCUAUUGGAGCAUCACACUACCUGGACAUACGCUUUUACUCCUCGAUUUCAUCUUUGCUGCUGACUCCAUAAUUUCGUCCAAUAAAACUCAUGGCAUGCCGAGACAUGAAGCGGUGACGUUGAUUGGCUCCCUUGUUUGCUGUCUGAGAGUAGUUACCGAUCUUCCAGCACUGCAACCGAAUGCAGGGCAAUUCGAGAGCAUGUGUCUUUCGGAUGUUAAGGAUCGAGUGAUCAGCAUACUCUUGAAAGCCGGGCGUCGAGAACCUUCGGGUAUGGCAAGAGGAAUUUCUCUAUGUGCGUUGGGUAUCUUCGUCUAUGAAGAACUGACACAUUAUACUCCCGAAGCACCCAGCAAGAUAUAUGGGAAGAUUCGGGAUGCCUUGUAUGUGAUUCUGCAAUCUUUGAAAUUUCAGCAGAAAUCUGUCAUACAACUGGCUGCCGAUCUUACGCUUCUCUUCUGUGAUCAUUCAGCCGUGCUUUGGUCACUGUUCCCUGACGUCGUGCGGAAAAUCAUAGAGGCCCUGUGUAACAGCAUUGAAGCUGUCGCUGUGCCCGUUGCCAAUGGAGUUGAUCUAACAAGUUCCGAUGAACAUUUGGUCAUUUCUCUUCUGCUCACGAUGGGAGAGUGGGCAAUGAGUUUGGAGCCCAGCAGUCUUGUUGAAGCCUCUCCUCAAGGAGGCCUUCCACUGCUUAAACUCAUUUUUAAGACGCUUGACAGAAUGAUAGAUGGUCGACCUCGAGCUCACACAAACACUUCUCCGCCUGGAAAAGCUGGAAGGGCUCCUCCGCCUCCUCCUUCAUCGUCGGAAACGUCUGGGAGUUCCGACACGUUUUUGCCGUCAGUAUCAGUGGAUGAUAUGCGAGGAACAGCCUGGUCGCGAUCAAAGCCAGUGCCGGGGAAGACCAGCGGAACCGCCCAAACAUUCAGUGCUUCAGUUCAAGCCGAUUCCGCAGAAGUUGCAGCACAUAUCAGACUCGCUGCCCGCGGGAUUAUGGAUCACUUGGUGCAGCAUUUGUGGCAUUUCCCCCUUGGACUUGGAGCGGCACACUUAGGUUCUUUGGUCAUGGAACCAGAUGAUGGAGCUUUGUUUCCGCCGGGAUUCCAACCAAAUUUUGGUUGUGGCGGAGAUGUAUCCAUGGAUACAUUCUCUGCACCGAACGUACAGUUUUUUGCUGUAAACAAUGCUGCAUUGGUGUCGAUGGUUCAACUUCCGAAUGCGGCUAGCAAUGAUCCUUCGUUCACGGGUCCAGUCUUGACUCCUCCGUCGCAAGUGAGGUUUAUCGCCCGUCACUUGGGAGGCAAGACCUGCUGGGAUGCAAAUGUAGUAUUCAGGGCUUCUGGGGGUGGGGUGUCAGAGGACCAUAGAGUUUUGGGGCGUGGAGAUUGUGUAUCUGCGGAAAGUGAGCGAAGUCCAAGUCCAAGCGGUAACCAGGAUUCCGGUAUAGUCUUUGGAAUGUCCGGGAAAGGAUCAUCUGGACGCAUUCCACUGUCGCCUCAACGUGCUUCUCAAAUUUACAAAGAAGGAAAUGUUCAAGACCUGCUAUCCCACAUCGGUAAAACGAGUCCAGAGUGCGUUCCCCGUUACGUAGAAGCGCUUAAUUACCCAGAGCCUCUUCCCUCAUUUCUGACCGGGGAUCGUGAAGAGGAGGCCGUAACUGCGGUUCUUGAUCAGCGGACUCUAGUCUUGGACUUCGCUUCCCGAUUUUCUGAAGAUCGUACUCAGACAGCAGCGCCGGCGUCCGCCUCGGUACCGAACACGUUUUCCGCAGGAAGUGCGAGCUCUGAUGUCACCGAUGAAGAUCGCAUUGCUGCAUCUUCAAACCCCUUCCAGUUGUCCUGCUUUUUGUUAUCGCAGCUUGGUUGGGCCUCAUGGCAUCGUAGGCCGCAUGUACAAUUGUUGAAGAAGACCGAUCGUUUACUACUGGAAAUUAAGAACCUAGACCAACAGAGAUGCCGAGACAAACACAAAAUCGCCAUCAUUUAUGUGGGGAAAGGGCAAGAAGAUAAGCGAUCAAUAUUAUGCAAUGUUGGUGGAAGCCAAGAUUACGAAGAGUUCGUCGCUGGACUCGCAUGGGAAGUGGAGCUUGAGAAUCAUGUCGGUUUCCUGGGAGGUUUACACUACUCAAAAUCGUCAAAUUCAUCGUCCUCGAACCCUUCGUGUGACUCGUCGUCAAUGUCUAAUUCGGGAGAUCUGGGAUCGUCCUCCGGGCGCGGGAGAGGUUCUAUCGCGACUGCUGGAGAAACUGCUCCAUAUUUUUCCACUUCCUUAAAUGAAGUUAUAUUUCAUGUGGCCACAAGGAUGCCGUCCAACUCGGAUGAUGCUUUGCAUAUGAAGACGAGACAUUUGGGCAACGACGAGGUACACAUCGUUUGGUCAGAGCAUACAAGAGAUUAUCAUCGUGGAAUCUUCCCAACGGAGUUCUGUGACGUCCUGAUCGUGAUUUACCCCCUUGCUGGGCGGCUUUAUCGUAUCCGAGUUGAUAGAAAAUCAGAUGUGCCUUUCUUUGGACCACUCUUCGAUGGAGCGAUUGUUGACUACCGAACGUUACCUGGCUUGGUUCGUGCGACUGCGAUAAAUGCUUCUCGAGCAAAACGGUCAACCCUUCCUCAUUUCGCGAAUUUCUUCGUCGAAAGAGCGAGAAGUUUGGAAGGUGUGUUCAACAAUUAUAUCCAAAGGACAAGUUUUGAAGAUUUUUCAGCGCAAACGUACUGCCCGAACUUCCCCGCGAGCGACGCAUCUUCUUUUUCGAGCGGGAUCAAUCCAGGGUCUUCGUCGUCAGUAAUAGCCGCGCCAGAGCGUAAGAGUGGCCGCGGCGCCAGUGGAGGAUCUGCUGACGGAGGUAGUGCUUUAAUGGAAGUGUUGCGAAGUGGACCAGGACGUCCCCCGAGGCGCGGUUUGCUUGCCAAGGGCGGUCUGCAUUCGACUGACAAUAACAGCAGUCCACCUAACAGUCCCAAAUUCUACAAGUAGAAUCAUUGGUCACGCACUUUUAGCUUCUUCCUGUCACUUCACAAAGCACGAGCUAACCUAACACCUUCUUUCGUCGUAUCGUCUUCCGUCACAUGCGAGGGAUUCGUGUCUAUAUUUUUGGGUAAGGCACUCUUCAGUUCGAUGCCAGAGUCCUCCAAUCUGCAAAUUUGAGCAACCCAGACUGAUUUUUAAAUAUUAUUCUGGGAGUAUUUUAUUUUAUUUUGCCAAGAGCCUAAGUUUUAGAAUAUUGUUGAAUGUGUGUCAUACGCUGUGAGGUUUUUUCGUGAACAUCAGACGUGAGGUGGCGUUACAUUAAUUUUCUAUUUUUGUGAUAUUUGGAUGCCUUUUAGUGUAUCGAAUGAUGCUAGUUCAGGGCUUUUCUACCGGUGUUGGCGGGCAUUUGUCGGACUUCAAUCGAGAUUCUCCUUGGAUACAGGGAACCAUUCCAAAGAUUGCUUAAUUUAUGUAAUACGAGAAGUACAGUACAGUAUAUGUAAAUCACUGCGAAUCGAGAAAAAAAAUCGAAUGGACAGUAAAAAGUUCGGAAGAUCAACGAAGGAUUUUGAGACUCCAAAAAGAUAAAAUUUGAAUGUUGUAUAGUAAGCAUGUCACAAAACCGUGAGCAAUUUCACUAUAAAUUAAACCGAGCCGUAUAGAUCCCACCCGUGAUCUUCGUCUGAAUUCAGGGACCUAAUGGUUUCAUUGUCCGGGGCUAUCUUUUGUUGAAAAAAAAAAAAAACCAACAAUUAAAACUAUAUCAUCCUCAGUUUCUGUAGGGCCAGUUAAUACACGGAGGUUGAAAAGCCCAGACCUAUUCAAAAGGAUAAUGAAUGUUGUCAAUCUUUCUCACUUUGAACGUGUACUCUUCGUAGACUUGUGUAGAAUAUCAUCUUUUAUUGUAUUUAAAAGCAUCGCAUUACAGUUUUCUUUUUUUAUUAUGGUUUCGCCGAAUACUUGUGGUGUUGGCGUUGAAUACUAACGACAUUGAUUUUUGGAUGAGGUACUUCGUGAUCUAGAGAGUUGCGUAAUUCUGCUGUAGUUGCCGACGUUUUUGGAGAAAAAUGUUGGAUCAUUUCUUCGGUGAAGGAUUAUUAUAGACAUGUUUUUGUCAUGGCAAACUUCAUACCCCAGUGCUGACUGUGUCCGUCUUCGCAUGAUGUAUUGUUCAGAGUCGUCGGCCGUUUCUCGUCGCAGAAGCUUUGACGUGUUGUCGCAUCAGCCCCGCAGUUCGCACGGUCGUCACUCCGUCGUUUCAGACCCGCGUUUCCAUCAUUCGAACAUGGGACCAAGACCUGAUAAUUUGUAUAAGUGAUGGGAUGUCGCGUUCACCUGGUUGAAAACGAGUCGAUUUUGAAUGGUGUAUUUUAUUAAGUUUUGUGGAAGAUCGUGAUUUGAUUGAGGUGCUCGACGAAAAUCAGCAGACGUUUGACCGUUGUGUUUAAUGUCUGUUGGGCUGCAAAAUUCAUUCCGUUCAUUCAAUGCAGACAUCGACAGGGGUUUGAAUGUUGCUUUUAGGAAAACUUAAUUCUUGUUGAUUUUGUUAAUUCUGUUGGCCGUUUGAUCGCCUGUGAGAUGGACGGUGCCAUACAAUGCAGUUUUACCGAAGCAAUUUUCGUUUACGUUUUGAACACUCAACACAACUCGAAACUAUGUCAACUGUCAGUAUAUCCUUCUUAGUGAUGGGUUAGAGUGGAAAAAUUGGUUAUGAAAAAUACCCGGAAAUAUUUUUUCUUUGUUUGGGGCAGAGAAUGAUUAUUGAAUUCUUGUGAUUGCUAAUGUGGGUUUCCAAAAAGUUGGUAAGCCACUCAUUUCACAAAAACCAAAAAUUUAGCUUUGUAUCUUCUGUUCACUUUUUCUGACGAAGCGAUCAGUCCUAAACUUUUGUUUCCGUGUAACAUUUAUUAAAGGCGCUGUUUUCGUGUGCGUUUUAAGCAGCAAUGGUUAUCGCCGUUGUGGUUUUUGCACGAGUGAUGUCUUGUUGAAUUUUCAAAUUCAAGUGAGCAGCACAUGGUUACCAUGCUUGAAAAAAUUAUUUUCUGUUAUACAUCCGCAAGCUCCAAUGCGGACGUGGAUUGUUGCAGUCUACAUUCGAAUGCACAAAUAUCCGUCCGGGUGUUAGAUGGUAAACAGCUGCCUUGAUUCGAUUUGAGGUGUCCCAUUCCUCUAUGUUGAGAAUCGUGGUUUUUGUAAUCGUGCACCAGAAUUUGUGAAGCUUGCUCCAAAGAUACUCGAAAUCCAGAUAUUUUACCGAGCCAGAUAUUUAUCGGUCACGGUGUGUGACGAAUACAGGAAGUACAGCAUUCUUGGUACAAAGAAA